AUGGACGAGCUACCAUUGAUUGAGAGUGGUGGCCAUCCUGCUCGCUCAUGGCUAUCAUCCCUAUUCUGGACUAUUCUCCUUCCCAUCGCUGUUACCUUGUCAACUCUGGUUACUGCCUUUAUCCUCACCCUACCUUCUCCUUAUGAUCCUCAACAAGACCAUCCGGUAGACGAGACUUCCUUCUCCGAUGAGGACAAGCAAAACAAGCACUCUGGAUAUUCUUACUAUGCCAAGAAUUCUGCAUCCAAAAACGAUGCUUCCGUUACUGUCCUGGUGCUGGGUGACAUCGGAAGAAGUCCUCGCAUGCAGUACCAUGUUGCCAGUAUAGCUGCUCAUGGAGGUCGCGUCAGUCUCAUCGGCUACUUGGAAUCUGAGCUUCUGCCAGAAAUCAGAAACAACCGCUUCGUCACCGUCAUCCCUCUGGCUCCUCCGCCUGAGUCUUUUCGCAAUGCUAACAAGAUGUUAUUCCCUAUUGUUGCUCCUUUGAAAGUUCUCUGGCAAAUUGGAACUGUCUGGCAUGCUUGUGGUUACCGCACAAAAGCCACAAAGUGGAUGUUGGUCCAGAAUCCUCCCUCUAUUCCUACUUUGGCCAUUGCACAGGCUAUGUGCUUCAUCCGCCAUACCCGUCUGAUUAUUGACUGGCACAACUUUGGCUACACCAUCCUGGCUCUCAAACUAGGCAACAAGCACCCUCUGGUCAGGAUUUCGGAAAUGUACGAACGCUACGUCGCUCGCGCAGCANNAAAUGCUCACUUCAGUGUUACCAACGCUAUGGCCAGAGUACUCAAGCAGCGAUUCGGCGUCGAAGCUACACCUCUGCACGACCGACCCGCUGCUCAAUUCCAGCCUUUGAGUCAAUCUCAACGUUCUGAGUUCCUACACAGAUGUCCAGAAACAGCACAUUACGCCAAACACCUCGAUCACGGCAGUUACAAACUACUCGUCAGCUCCACCUCCUGGACAGCAGAUGAAGACUUCUCAAUCCUUCUUGACGCCCUAGUCGCAUACUCGGCGACCGUGUCCAUGGCCACCCACCACUCCUAUCCCAAAAUCCUCGCCAUCAUAACAGGAAAAGGUCCUCUGAAAGACCACUACCUCAACAGAAUUUCCACCUUAACCAAGGAAAAGAAACUUGUUAAUGUCAAGAUCUUGACCGCUUGGUUGAGCAAUGAAGACUAUGCCUCCUUCCUCGCCUCCGCAGACCUCGGUGUUUCUUUGCAUACCUCAUCGUCAGGUGUCGAUUUACCCAUGAAAGUGGUCGAUAUGUUUGGGACAGGACUUCCCGUGGUGGGUUGGUCGCGCUUCGAAGCUUGGAAAGAACUCGUCCAUGAAGGCGUCAAUGGAUUUGGCUUUUCGAGCGCUGAUGGUUUGGAAACGCUGCUUGAAGAGUUGUUUGGAAGUAAGGGAGCGAGAACGUUGGCGGCGAUACGCAAAGGUGCUAUGCAAGAGUGUAGUAGGAGAUGGGAAGACGAGUGGUUCCCUGUUGCUGGCAAGUUAUUGGGCUUGCAGAGAGAAGAGGAAAAGCAAAACGUCGAGGCAACAGUGGUGUAG
This is a messenger RNA of Aureobasidium musti, 1551 nucleotides long. The record is from the annotation of a GenBank genome assembly. NCBI's taxonomy places the organism in Eukaryota, Fungi, Ascomycota, Dothideomycetes, Dothideales, Saccotheciaceae.